Haliotis rubra (blacklip abalone) is the source of this 2082-nucleotide messenger RNA. RefSeq names its product general transcription factor IIF subunit 1-like. The coding region runs from base 131 to 1639 and encodes 502 amino acids. The record is from RefSeq and is a predicted model, not a curated record. NCBI's taxonomy places the organism in Eukaryota, Metazoa, Mollusca, Gastropoda, Lepetellida, Haliotidae. Gene Ontology annotation, cellular component: transcription factor TFIIF complex; nucleus. Gene Ontology annotation, biological process: positive regulation of transcription elongation by RNA polymerase II; transcription initiation at RNA polymerase II promoter. Gene Ontology annotation, molecular function: TFIIF-class transcription factor complex binding; DNA binding; RNA polymerase II general transcription initiation factor activity. The transcript is spliced from 13 exons.
AAGCUACCAUUGGUUGAGUAUAAUGGCCGCCGAAUGUUGUGUACCUAUGUGUUAGGAAAUAAUAUAUUUAUAUAUUAAACGGAUAACAACAGUGAAAUUCUAACUUUCUUCUGACCGAAGUGUAUAAGAUAUGUCUGCGUCAAUGUCUACUCCCCAGACCUCAAGUUCAGAUGUCCAGGAACAUAUUGUACGAGUACCCAGAGAAAGAAAGAAGAAGUACAGCAUGAUGAAGAUUGGGAGUGGUGUGGACCUUGACUUUGUCAAACUUCAGCAGGCACAGACAUCAGUGAGGAUAGAGAGAGAAAACAACUUCAAGGAAUUUAAGAGUGCUUAUGACAUUGACACCAUGCCCAAGUUUGGUGCUGGCAGUGAGUUUGGUCGGGAACAGAAGGAAGAAGCACGGAGGAAGAAGUAUGGGAUCCGAGUGAAGAAAUAUAACCCAGAUGAUCAGCCAUGGAUGCUCAAGAUAGGCCAGGGAAAAAAUAUGAAGAAAUACAAGGGUGUGCGGGAAGGAACGAUUGCUGACAACACAUCUUACUACAUCUUCACAAAGUGUCCUGAUGGAGCGUUUGAGGCAGUGCCAGUUGAGGAGUGGAACAAUUACACCCCUCAGAUCAGAUACAAGUACCUCAACUCCGAAGAGGCAGAGGAAGAGUUUAGUCGGAGAGACAAGACUCUGAACUACUUCAACAUCAUGGUGAAGAAGAGGUUACGCAAUGAUGCAGUGGACAUGGAUGACGAGGGCUCUGAGAAGAUGCCCAAGGGCAGCAAGCGGAAAGGGAAGGACUUUAAACUGACAGAUCAGGAAGACUGGGCUGAAUUGUCAGAUGAUGAUGAAGAGGAAGAGGAGGACAGAGAGGAUGGUGAUGCUCCAAAGAACAGGGCCAAAAAAGGCAAGGGAAAGCCAGUCCCAAAGAGGAAAAAGAAUUCUAAACACAACUCUGAUGAUGAAGCUAUUGAGGAGAGCGAUGAAGGCGACUAUGAUGACAGGGAGGUGGAUUACAUGAGUGACUCAGGCAGUGAGUCUGAGGUGGAGGACAAGGAGAAGGGAGACAAAUAUGAGGAGAAGGGAGUGGAUGAGGAGGCAGGCUUGAGGAAACUCAUUGACUCAGGCGAAGAAGAUGAAGAGGAAGAAGAGAACAAGGAAGAAGAGAAUGAUGAUGAGAAGGAGAAAGAUAGCAAGGCCAAAAAGACUGGUUCUGAUAGCGACAGUAGCAGCUCCAGCUCUGACAGCGACUCUGAUAUAGAGAAGGACGACAAGCUCUCCUCAGCUCUGUUCAUGCAGAAAGGCUCUGAGAAGAAAAAAGGUGAUAAAACAGCAUCUCCAAAACCCGAUGAAAGAGGAGUGAAAAGGAAGAUGGAUGGAGAGUCGUCAUCAGUGAAGAAGUCCCGGACAGACAGUCCCCUCACAACACAGGGCAGUGGAGGAUCUAGUGAGGGUAUAACAGAAGAUGCCAUUCGUCGGUACCUCAUGCGGAAACCUAUGACAACCAAAGAUUUGCUCCAGAAGUUCCGGUCUAAGAAACUCAAUAUGACAAAUGAACAGAUGACCCACACUAUUGCCCAGCUGCUUAAAAAGAUCAACCCUGACAAGAAAAUCAUCAACAAAGUCAUGUACCUGUCUAUAAAAUCUGACUGAGAGUUGGUAGUGUGGCAUUACUGGAGCCAUGCUGAUUUGGCAAUACUGGAUCUGUGCUGGUCUGGCAUUAAUUAAGUUGUGCUGGUCCGGCAUUACUGGAUCCAUGAUGGAUUCGCAUUACUGGAGUUGUGCUGGUUCGGCAUUAUUGGAGACAUGCUGGAUAGGCAUUACUGGAGUUAUUCUGGUCCUGCAUUACUGGUUGUGCUGUUUAACCUAAUGAGUUAGUUCAGCAACUCAGUGGUGGUGAUGUCACAGUCAGAUCUUCAAUCAUCUGUGACAAAGCACAGGUGUUACCAGCAUCGGAGAGUGGUGAAAAGAGAACCGCAGUACUAAGCGUGUUUAACAGGAAGACUGGUCACUUGUCUGUUCCCAAGCAGCAGGACAGUUUGCGAGUGUUUUAACACUGCCCAUGUACAUAUGUAAAUAAAACUUUAUAUUCCUAA